CUGAUUGGCGACGCGGACGCGCGAAAGAAAAGUCGAAACACAAGUGAAAUUAACUUUAAAAGUAUACACUUAUUAGAUGUUUUAGAUCGAAUACCAAUUAUUAAGUGCAAAGUGAAUAAAAGUCAAUUAACACAAAACAAACACAGCCAAUUUACACAACAAAAAAACAACGAGAGACAUGGCAGCAAUACAGCAACAACCACAACAACAACAGCCGCUACAGCAGCCAAAGCAACAACAAUUCGCUUUACUGCCAAAAAUCAUAAACGGCGGCAUUGCGGGUAUUAUUGGCGUUACCUGUGUAUUUCCCCUGGAUUUGGUGAAGACGCGUCUACAGAAUCAGCAAGUCGGACCAAAUGGCGAGCGCAUGUACAAUAGCAUGUUCGAUUGCUUUCGCAAAACGUAUCAAGCCGAAGGGUAUUUCGGCAUGUAUCGCGGAUCGGGUGUCAAUAUCUUGCUUAUUACACCCGAAAAGGCCAUUAAGCUGACAGCGAACGAUUACUUCCGUCACAAAUUGACCACAAAGGAUGGCAAACUGCCGAUGAGUAGUCAAAUGAUUGCUGGUGGCUUGGCCGGUGCAUUCCAAAUAGUUGUGACCACACCCAUGGAGCUGUUGAAGAUUCAAAUGCAGGACGCUGGACGUGUCGCGGCGGCUGCCAAACUGGCGGGCAAAACGGUGGAGAAAAUUACGGCCACACAAUUGGCCACACAGCUGCUGAGGGAGAGGGGCAUCUUAGGGCUCUAUAAGGGCAUUGGAGCAACGGGGUUGCGCGAUGUUACAUUCUCAGUUAUAUACUUCCCAUUGUUCGCGACGCUAAACGAAUUGGGUCCGAGACGUAAUGAUGGCUCGGGCGAGGCGGUCUUCUGGUGUUCCUUCCUGGCUGGCUUAGCGGCUGGUUCCACGGCUGCCUUGGCCGUAAAUCCCUUCGAUGUGGUCAAGACGCGUCUGCAGGCAAUCAAGAAGGCCGAUGGCGAAAAGGAAUUCAAGGGCAUUUCCGAUUGCAUAACCAAAACGCUCAAACACGAAGGACCCACGGCAUUUUUCAAAGGCGGGCUCUGCCGAAUGAUUGUGAUUGCACCGCUCUUCGGUAUUGCUCAAACCGUCUACUAUCUGGGCGUGGCCGAGGGCCUAUUAGGCGUGCAGAAGAAGUAGACGAAUCCGUAAUCGAAGGAACAAAACGGUCUAAAGGCAUUUUAGUUUAUUAUUGAGUGUUAAUUGUGUGUAAAUUCGUAAAUGUGUUAAUGUUGUUGCUGUUAAAUGCUGUCCCAAUUGUAAAUUCUAUACUGGAAUGAAGAUCGUCAAACUUCGCAGGAGCUUCGAAAUAGUGCAGGUGUAUGACAAAGCUAUGGAUUAUUUCAUAGUCAGCUUAUAUAUGCAGUUGUUAAAGUUUCCCAUAUAUUUAUUUUUCUGAAAGACAAACGCUAUCUCUAUAAAGACGAGAAAAAAAUAUCGUUGCAUAUUAAAAAGUACAGGCGAAAUUUUCUACUAAAAUGACAAUAAGCUCACAGAUAUAUAGAAAUGACAAUUAUUAUAUAUCGAAGUAUGUUUUUCUUUUUAGCUUAAUUUAUAACUGUUGUUAUUUGCGCUCACUAUAUAGAAAUAUAAACAAACAAUUACAUAUGCCAUAUGAUAUAAAGCGAGAUAAAUAUUGCAUAUCGUUUAGUACGCGGGAUAAUUCCUUCUUUGCUUAAAUAACCAUAAAAUUAGUCAGGAUUGCAUUUUUAGUUGUUUUUAGCGACAAUUUUAUU
This is a messenger RNA of Scaptodrosophila lebanonensis, 1749 nucleotides long. Its product is annotated as mitochondrial glutamate carrier 1-like. Gene Ontology annotation, molecular function: L-glutamate transmembrane transporter activity; L-aspartate transmembrane transporter activity. The transcript has 5 exons. Gene Ontology annotation, biological process: aspartate transmembrane transport; L-glutamate transmembrane transport; malate-aspartate shuttle. The coding region runs from base 179 to 1153 and encodes 324 amino acids. NCBI's taxonomy places the organism in Eukaryota, Metazoa, Arthropoda, Insecta, Diptera, Drosophilidae. The record is from RefSeq and is a predicted model, not a curated record.